Nerophis lumbriciformis (worm pipefish) is the source of this 2295-nucleotide messenger RNA. RefSeq lists its product as uncharacterized. Lineage: Eukaryota; Metazoa; Chordata; Actinopteri; Syngnathiformes; Syngnathidae. The record is from RefSeq and is a predicted model, not a curated record. Gene Ontology annotation, biological process: regulation of transcription by RNA polymerase II. Gene Ontology annotation, molecular function: RNA polymerase II cis-regulatory region sequence-specific DNA binding; DNA-binding transcription factor activity, RNA polymerase II-specific.
CGUCCAGCAGCUGAUCGGUAAUCCAGAAGAAGUUUCCCCUCAGUUAGGGGGGAGCUUCACUUUGAAGCAGGAGACUCCACAACCACCCUGCAUUAAAAAGGAAGAGGAGGAACUCUGCAUCACUCAGGAGGGAGAGUGUCUUCUAGGACGAGAGGAAGCUGAUUACACCAAGUUUCCACUGAGUAUUCUCUCUGUGAAGACUGAAGAUGAUGAAGAGAAACCACAAGUAGACAACCUCUUAGCUCCACUAUCAGAUCAUGAGGCUGAAGACGAGGUUGAAGAACCUCUGAGCAGCGACAAAGACUGUGAAGGUGAUAUGAGGACUCACACUGACAACAAACACUCUGAAUGCUCUACAAAGAAGAGAGGUAAAACUUGUUUUAGCUGCUCAGUUUGUGCUAAAAGCUUUACUAAAAAGAGCCGUUUGACUCGACACAUGAGAGCACACACAGGAGAAAAAAUAUUUAAGUGUUCAGUUUGUGGCAAAAGCUUUUCUCAAAAUAGCCGUUUGACUCGACACAUGAAAACACACACAGGAGAAAAACCAUUUAAUUGUUCAGUUUGUAGCGAAAGCUUUUCUCAAAAUAGCCAUUUGACUCGACACAUGAGAACACACACAGGUGAAAAACCAUUUAAUUGUUCAGUUUGUGGCGAAAGCUUUUCUCAAAAUAGCCAUUUGACUCGACACAUGAGAACACACACAGGUGAUAAACCAUUUCGUUGUUCAUUUUGUGGCAAAAGCUUUUCUCAACAUAGCUCUUUGACUCAACACUUGAGAACACACACAGGCGAAAAUACAUUUAAUUGUUCAGUUUGUGGCAAAAGAUUUUUUGUUAAGAGCACUUUGACUCAACACAUGAGAACACACACAGGUGAAAAACCAUUCACUUGUUCAGUUUGUGGCGAAAGCUUUUCUAUUAAGAGCACUUUGACUGAACACAUGAGAACACACACAGGUGAAAAACCAUUUAAUUGUUCAAUUUGUGGGAAAUGCUUUACUGUUAAGAGGAAUUUGACUCAACACAUGAGAACACACACUGGACUAAAACCAUUUAAUUGUUCAGUUUGUGGUACAAGCUUUUCUCAUAAAGGCUCUUUUUGGCGACACAUGAGAACACACGCUGAAGAAAAAACAUAUAGUUGUUCAGUGUGCUGUAAAAGGUUCCAACAUAAUGCAGACGCAGUAAAACACACAAGAACACACAAGGGAAAAUAACCAAUUAGCUGUUUAGUUUGUGGUAUGUUGCUCAUAUGUGGUGACAUCCACCCUACCCAGGACCUCCUCACUGCUUCUUUCACAAAUAUCUGAGGUAUUCAUACAAACUUGGAUUAUUUGGAGCGUAAUCUUAUCCACUCAUGAUCCCAUGUCUUCUCUGUAUCUGAAACCUUCCUGAACAGUAAGAUAGAUGAUGCUUUAAGUGCUUGGUUACUCCUUCAGUCCAGGGACCUGGGGCCUCAUGUGUCAAGUUUGUGCACGCUCAAAAACCUGCACUACACCCUUUUUCACUGCAAAGUUGACAUGUAUCAAAACUGACUAACGCAUAAGUGAUGCUGGGUAACUGUUUGCAUAACAAACUGCCAACUUUUACUCUUUGUCUUUGUCAUAGUUGUAUUUUUAAGUUAUCAUUCCAUGAUUUUACCCAUCCGGUACAUGUGGAAAUAGAUUUUCCUCCAUGCGGCCCCUGAGCUAAAAUGAGUUUGACACCCCUGCUGUAAUGUGACUCAUGUGAGCAGGUUACUGUAUAAACACAUUUUGUUAUAAGUUAUAAAAAUGUGUUCAGUUCUCAGAGACGCAUCAAUGUCAGUGUAGCUGCGGACAGAAGCAACAUGUAUAUUUGAUAUAUAAUGUCAUAGUUGGUGAGAAUAAAUAAAUACAAUGCAUAAAGAUAAGUUCAUAUUGUACACAUAAUGUGAUUAAAAAGGUAUUUCCUUGGGUUAAUUAAUGCAAGUUUAUGUUAACUUUAUUUUUGUUACAAACCCAUGUCAAUUGAGUGGGGAAUAUAUGUUUUGUUUCCGGUUUGGUCACGUUGUUGGGGGGACAAUUAAUAUGUGAGGGAAUUAAGGAAGCAGCAUGAGACGACAAGUGUUUGAUGUGGAAGAUGUUAAUGGAGUCUCGGAUUGAAAAUAAACUUUAUUCCCUUGGAGUUUAUGAGGCCAACGAGGUAUGAUUACUUCUGAUAUUUUUGUGACAUCUAUGUGUUUUCUUUUUUGGAUGUCAGACUAAUUGUAAGUUCUGUUUGCUUAUUUUAUUACUUCUGACGACAUUAUAUUUGGCAUCGUUGGUAACGUGAAGAA